Messenger RNA from Salarias fasciatus (jewelled blenny), 6317 nucleotides. Its product is annotated as rho guanine nucleotide exchange factor 40-like. Gene Ontology annotation, molecular function: guanyl-nucleotide exchange factor activity. Lineage: Eukaryota; Metazoa; Chordata; Actinopteri; Blenniiformes; Blenniidae. The record is from RefSeq and is a predicted model, not a curated record. Bases 113 to 5722 code for a protein of 1869 amino acids. The transcript is spliced from 25 exons.
AGUCAGUGGCAGCUGACCGGCCAGACUCAACCUGAGCGACACGUGGAGAGACGGGUGGAGCGUCAAAUGUUCUCCGACUGGAUUUUACAAGUUCUGACUCCACACAGCAAACAUGGACUGUGAGUCUUUGGACCGCCGUCUCCACUCUGCUCUGGCAGACCUCUUCCCGCCCUUCCAGUCCACAUCCUCCACGGUCCUCUCUCAGGUCCUCAGUGUGGUGGACAGAUGUUACCGUGGAGAUGUCCUGCUGUACCUGCUGCACUUCCUGCUGCCAGCCAAACAUUUCCUCCUAAAACUACGGCAGAACGCACGUUCACAGCACUGGGACCAGGUCUCUGUCCCUGGAGGCUGGCCUCUGUGUGUCCAUGAGAAGCUUGUGAUUCAGCUGUGUCCCCUGGAGGCGGACCUCCUCCACCCAGGAGACUUCUACCUGCUUGUUUCUCCUGCCGCUCCUCCUCCGUCAGACGGCGCCCCCCGCAGGCCCGGCGGCGUUGCGGCUCCCCGCCUGCUGCUGUGCAGCGUGUCUCGGUCGGGACGCCGUGUGGAGCAGCAGGAGGUGGCGGCGGCGGCGCUGCCCUCCCUCUUCGCCAUGGCCUGGCUGGACUCGGUGAACCGGGAGCGGGAGCGGCGGGGAGCGCCGGGCCUGCGGCGCUGCGUCCUCUACGCCCGGACCGGCCUGUCCAGGGUUCCCUGGGAGGACCUGGUCUACCCGCAGAUCCUCCGCCCGCACCGCGCCUCCACCUCAGCUGCAGUGGACUCACCCGACCGGGACGCUGGGCUCCUCCCACCACCGCAGACCGACCAAUCGACAGCGAGCAGCGACAGCGAGGGAGAGUACGUGGAGCUGGCUGAGCCUCUGCCUCGCUUCCGCCCUCAGAUCGGCUCCUCGACCCAAUCCGUCAGACAGAAGCUCCAGGGUACAACCCCCACCCAGACCCCCCAAUCCACGACCACACCACCUGCUGCACCGCCCGCUGCACCGCCCACUGCUCAUCCUGCUGCACCGCCCACUGCACCGCCCACUGCUCAUCCUGCUGCACCACCCACUGCUCAUCCUGCUGCACCGCCCACUGCUCAUCCCGCUGCACCACCCACUGCUCAUCCUGCUGCACCGCCCACUGCUCAUCCUGCUGCACCGCCCACUGCACCGCCCACUGCUCAUCCUGCUGCACCGCCCACUGCUCAUCCUGCUGCACCGCCCACUGCUCAUCCUGCUGCACCACCCACUGCACCACCCACUGCACCAUCCGCUGCACCACCCACUGCUCAUCCUGCUGCACCGCCCACUGCUCAUCCUGCUGCACCACCCACUGCUCAUCCUGCUGCACCGCCCACUGCUCAUCCUGCUGCACCGCCCACUGCACCGCCCACUGCACCACCCACUGCUCAUCCUGCUGCACCGCCCACUGCUCAUCCUGCUGCACCGCCCACUGCACCGCCCACUGCUCAUCCUGCUGCACCGCCCACUGCUCAUCCUGCUGCACCGCCCACUGCACCACCUUCUACACAAAGUGAAAUACACAUCACAAAACUUUUGACUAUACAAACUGCUAAGAUAACUGCUGUGCACAAUACCAACACACACUCUAUGAGGCACACACCUGCACAUGCGGACACACACACUGCAGCUCACACACCUGCACACACACGCCCCGCCGGGCCACCUGAGAACACGAGGGAGGGGAACUUCCUGCCGCUCCACAGAGGAACCUUCAUGCUCGCCUGCUCUUCGGGUUCCUCUGCAGCAGCAUCUGAAACCGGGGAACCUUUGACCUGUGAGUCGGAGGAAGCAGGAGGAACCGAGUCAGGCGAGGAGGAGGAGGAGGAGGAGGAAGAGGAGGAGGAGGAGGAGGAGGAGGAGGAGGAGGAGGAGGAGCAGGAGGAGCAGGAGGAGCAGGAGGAGGAGGAGGAGGAGGAAGACUGCACCAGGCUGACAGUCAGUGAAGGCGAACAGCAGACAGAAGAGGAGGUGAAGGAAGAGACUGAUACGGCAGAAGAAAAGGAAGACAGGGAGGUGGAGGGAGAGGAGGAGGUGGAGGGAGAGGAGGAGGUGGAGGGAGAGGAGGAGGUGCAGGUCGUCAUCGUUCCUCUGAGUCCAGACAGGAAGGAGGAGCAGGAAGAGGAGGUGCAGAAGGCUCCUGGAGGAGGCGCUGCAGAGCAUCACGACGAAGGUUCCUGUCUUGUGUCAACAGAGCUGAUGAGGUCAGGAAGUGUGUGUCUACCUGGAACCGUGGACCGAGCAGGGCGCCCCCUGCUGACGUUCUCCUCCAGCAGUCUCUGGUCUCAUGCUGAGCUGCUCCGCCUCCUGUUUUACUACACCUCCACCCUCAGGAAGGACAUGCAAGUGUGUGGCCUGACAGUACUGGUGGACGCCCGGAGAGCCCCUCCUAACCCCGCCUUCUUCUCCGCCCUCAGGGCGCUGCAGCUGGACUCUACAGUCUCCGUCCAGCUGCUGCUGGUCUUUGCUGACAGAGACUCGGUCCUGGACCUGGAGGACCCUGCAGCAACUCAGGUGGAGGUCUUCACCUCUGUGAGGUCUCUGGAGGACUACGUGGACCUGGACCAGCUUCCUGUGGAGUUUGGAGGAUCUUUCAGCUUCGGUCAGAGUCGGUGGAUCCACUUCAGAAAGACGGUGGAUCUGGUGACCCAGCAGUGUGAGGACGUCGUGGACCUGCUGAGGAGGAACAUCCACAGCAUGCAGGCCACAGCUGCACCUGAGUCUGCUCAGGAUGCCGAGCGGCUCCUGGCCCGCUGCCAGGCCUCGAUGCAGACUCUCCUGGCAGACCGGCAGCUGGCGGACCUGCAGCAGGGGGGCGGAGCUUCUCUGGCUUGGCUUCGAAGACAGGAGGGCGGGGCUUCCCAGAGGGCUGCGGUGGAGGCGGCGGCGCUGCUGUACGAGGAGGUGGACCAGCUGCUGCACCACCUGGUGGCGCUGUGCAACACACACACUCAGCAGCUCCACACCCUGGGGGGCUUCACACAGGUGUUGGGAUGGAUUAACCAGGUUGGUAAAAAUCAGCUGAAGAAACUUGAAGAACCAGAAGAUUCUUUGGAACUUCUGGUCAGAAAGAAACAACAAUUCAACGGAUUCUACACGACUGCCUCUGCGGUCUGUGCUCGGGGGGCGGAGCUUCUGUCAGCUGUGCAGGAUGACGCCCUAUCAGGUGGUCUUCAGGCGUUUCGGCUCCGGGUGGAGCAGUUCCGGUCCGAGCUGCAGGCCUUCGCUCAGAGGCUCCAGAGCAGCAGGAGGCGGGCGGAGAAGGCAGAGCAGCUCCACGCCUUCUUUGAACAGGCCUACUGUUGGGCCCUGAAGGGUCUGGCUCAUCUGGCCGGGGUCCCCCUUGACGAGUGCUGUCAUCCAGAAGGGUGCUGGGCUGUGAUUGGCUACCUGGAGAAGUUUGGCCGUGAGCAGCCGCCGCCGCCGGACGCCAUCUUCCAGGACAUGAGGACGGCGGCCAGGGAGCUGCAGGGCGAGGGGGGCGUGUCUCAGUGGACCUUCAUCUGGUCCAAAUGUCAGCAGACCCAGGAUAUGCUGCAGUGCCGGAUGGCGGCGGCGGUCCGGACGCGGGACGCCGUCCUGCGGCGCCGGUCCGACGCCAGCAGCAGGAGGAGCUCCGCCUCCUCCUUGAGAACAUCUGAAUUCUCACCCUGCCCCUCCCCGCCCCCAAGAGAACCCCCCACCUCCCCCCCCUGGCGGACUCCGCUCCUCCAGCACCUCCUGCGUAGCUCCUCCACUGAGGAGUCGCCCCGCCCCCCCCGCCUGGACUCCUGGUCCUCCUGGUCCUCCUGGUCCUCCUCGUCCACGGGGAGGCGGCGGCUCCUCAGAAAGACACAGAGCCUGGACGGCCCGCCACCGCCCGAGCCACCACGGCGAGGAAACACCGGCGUUUUCAUCCGCGGCCUGGAGGUGAGCGGCGCCGCGGCGGCGGACUGGACCCGGGUCCCCCGAACACCCAGUCUGCCCACCAGGACCGGCAGCCUCCCCACAGGACCGGCUCUGCAGGGGAGUGUCCUUGGACAAGCCACUCUCAUCCACUCAGUGGACGGACUGAGCGCCUGGCCUGGCAGACGCCUGCACUGUAAGCUGCACCACAUUGUGGAGGAGCUGGUGUCCACGGAGCGGCAGUACGUCGUGUCCCUGUCCUACGUCCUCCGUCACUAUGUCCCGGAGCUGGAGCGCCGCGACCUUCCCCAUGACCUCCAGGGGGCGCGCUCACUGGUCUUCGGGAACCUGGACAAGAUUCUGGACUUCCACCAGCAGGUCUUCCUGCAGGACCUGGAGUCCUGCUGGACGCAGCCGAUGAGAGUCCCGCUCUGCUUCCUGAGACACCAGGAGCAGUUCGGUCUUUACGCUCUCUACAGUCAGAACAAGCCAAAGUCAGACGCGCUGCUCGCCAGUCACGGCCCCUCCUUCUUCAGGAGGAAGCAGCUGGAGCUCGGGGACAAGCUGGACCUGUCGUCCUACCUGCUGAAGCCCGUCCAGAGGAUGAGUAAAUACGCCCUGCUGCUGUCUGACCUCAUCCAGGAGGUGGGCGGGGCUCAGGAGGCGGAGCUUGGGGCUCAGGAGGCGGAGCUUGGGGCUCAGGAGGCGGAGCUUGGGGCUCUGCACGCUGCUGCCAGCAUGGUCAGGUUCCAGCUUCGCCACGGCAACGACCUGCUGGCCAUGGACGCCAUCAGAGGCUGUGAUGUGGACCUGAAGGACCAGGGUCAGCUGAUCCGGCAGGAGGACUUCCUGGUCUGCUCUGGGAGGAGGAAGCACCGGCGCCGAGUCUUCCUGUUUGAGGAGCUGAUCCUGUUCAGCAAGGCCAGGAAGAGGGACGGAGGACUGGACCUGUUCGUCUACAAGGACUCCUUCAAGACUGCAGAUGUGGGUCUGACUGAGUCCUCCGGGGACAGUGGACUCCGGUUUGAGAUCUGGUUCCGGAGAAGGACGUCCAAGAACCAGACCUUCAUCCUUCAUGCGUCGUCUCCAGAGGUCAAACUGGCCUGGACCGGGGACAUGGCCCGGAUCCUGUGGACACAGGCCAGCCGGAGCAAAGAACUGCGUCUGAAGGAGAUGCUGUCCAUGGGUGUGGGACACAAGCCCUUCCUGGACAUCCAGCCCAGCGACGCUGCCAUCAGUGACCGGAACGUCCAUCACAUCAUGAGGAGCCGAGGUGCCAGGACUCGGGCGUCCAUCGCCGCCUCAGCCUUUGACCACGUCCACCUGUCCAGACAAGGAGCCGCAACGUCUGAGUGGAGCCGGGACACCCUGUCCUCCUGCAGCCUGCUGGGACCCCUGGACCUCCACCUGCCCCUGUCCAGUCAUGGCCGCCCCCCCCCUCCUGCUGCCAGCAGCUCCUUCAUGGUGGAGGUUGAGCAGGAACAUGAGACCAGCAGCCAGCCAUCCAUGACCACAGAGGGUUCUGAGGGUUCUGACUCAUCGUCCCGCUGCCUGUCUGGUUCCACCGGCUCCGACAGCGGCUGCGUCUCCUCCCACCAGCAGGAGGCGCUACCUGAGGAGCCGGCCCCGCCCAGUCCGGGGUCAUCCUCCCGCCUCCAGGAGGCGCUACCUGAGGAGCCGGCCCCGCCCAGUCCGGGAUCAUCCUCCCGCCUCCAGGAGGCGCUACCUGAGGAGCCGGCCCCGCCCAGUCCGGGGUCAUCCUCCCGCCUCCAGGAGGCGCUACCUGAGGAGCCGGCCCCGCCCAGUCCGGAGCCUGAAGCGGUGCUGCGUUCCUCCUGACGCCUCUGCAGCCGCUGGCGGAGCAGCCGCCAUCUGAGGAGCUGAGCCUCUGUCCGGUCUCUGCUCAUCGGUGGACGUUCAGCUGCUCAGCUCCACCCUACACCACAGUCUGCAGUCUAAGGAGGGAUGUCCAGACUUCCUGUCCCCACACUUCCUGUCCCCAGACUCUUCCUCCAGCUCUUCCCAGAGGAUCCAGAGUUGUUCCCAGUCUUGCCGAGAGACAGUCUGUCCAGCGUGUCCAGGUCUUCCCCGGGGUCUCCUCCCAGUGGGACAUGUCCAGAACUCCUCCCCAGGGAGGUUCCUUCCUAAACAGAUGCUGAGCCUCCUCAGCUGCUCCUCUAAUCUGGAAGAGUAGCGGCUCUAAUCCGAGCUCCUCCCUGGUGACGUAGCUCCUCCCCCUUUCUCAAAGAGAGCGCCCAGCCCCCGAUCUAUAAAUGUAUGUAAAUAAUUUGACUCCAUUUUACUGGAGCUGUUGUCUCCAGCACCAGUUUGUGUUUUACAUAUAUUUGCUGCUUCCUGCUUGCUUCCUGUCUGCUUCCUUUCUACUUCCUGCCUGCUUCCUGUCUGCCUCCUGCCUGCUUCCUCUCUUCUUCCU